This is a messenger RNA of Octopus sinensis (East Asian common octopus), 1317 nucleotides long. RefSeq names its product general transcription factor II-I repeat domain-containing protein 2B-like. The transcript has 3 exons. Lineage: Eukaryota; Metazoa; Mollusca; Cephalopoda; Octopoda; Octopodidae. Bases 1 to 1317 code for a protein of 438 amino acids. The record is from RefSeq and is a predicted model, not a curated record.
AUGUAUAAUUCCAAGCCAACAUGUUUAAUUUGCAAGGAGAAAGUAUCGGUGGUGAAAGAGUACAAUGUAAGAAGACAUUAUGAAACAAAGCAUUCCGAAUACGCGAAAUUUAGUAAGGAAUUGAAAACAAGGAAACUGGAUUCGCUUAAAUCUGAAUUGAGAAAUCAGCAAAGACUAUUAAAUUCAUCGAUACACUCUUCUUCUGAUACUGUUAAAGCAAGCUACUCUGUUGCAAUGAUAAUUUCAAAGAGAAUGAAAUCAUUUUCGGAUGGAGAAUUCGUAAAAGAGUGUUUGGAUGCUGUCGUGAAAGACAUUUUGCCAGAUAAAACUAAAAAGUUUUCAAACAUUAGCUUGUCACGUCAAACCAUAUGUCGCAGGGUUAAUGACAUUUCAAAUGAAAUUGUGGUGACUUUGCGUGAUCAAAUAAAAUAUUUCAAAAGUUAUUCUUUGGCCUUUGACGAAUGCACGGAUAUAUCAGACACGUCUCAACUUGUAGUAUAUAUUCGUGGAGUUACCGAAUCUUUUCAAGUGAAACAAGAAAUGCUUAACCUUGUCAGUUUGAAAGAUACUACAAAGGGCGAAGAUAUUUUCCAAGCUGUUAUGAAAUGUUUAUCCGACAAUGGAGCGAAUUUAGAGACCCUUGCUGGAUUGACAACAGAUGGGGCGCCGGCUAUGAUUGGAAGAAAUAAAGGAGUUGUAAAGCUAAUAAUGGAUGAGAUGGAGUCAAGAAGCAUAAAAAAUGAUUUAUUUGUAAUACACUGCUUGAUACAUCAACACAAUUUGUGCGCGCAAGUGUUGUCUAUGAACCAUGUUAUGAGUGUGGUUGUAAGAACUAUAAACUUCAUUCGUUCUCAUGCACUUCAACAUCGCCAGUUUAAAGAAUUAUUGAACGAGUUAUAUUCUCACUAUGGUGAUCUUGUGUAUUUUUCCAAUGUCAGAUGGCUGAGUCGCGGAAAAUGUUUAAAACGUUUUUUCGACUUGAGAGAAGAAAUCAAAAGUUUUAUGAUGCAUAAGAAAAUGACAUUAACUGAAUUAAAUGAUGAAGAAUGGAUGCUAGAUCUGUGCUUUUUGACGGAAAUAAUUGACCUACAGUGCAACAGUGAACUAAGACUUGUUUAUCCUACUAUAUCCAAAAUUGACUUUUAUAACAAAUAUGUGACUGCAGAAAAAUAUCCCAACUUAAGAAUUUUUGCACAAAGAGUUGCUUUGCACGAAGCAUCAUAUUCAAUGCCAAUUUCUCUCAGAUUCACACCUUUUAAUACUCUUGGUGACUUCGUACGCCCAAUUAUAAGCGGUUUAUAUUUUUCUCCUGUGUAA